Messenger RNA from Belonocnema kinseyi, 417 nucleotides. Its product is annotated as histone H4. Gene Ontology annotation, biological process: nucleosome assembly. Gene Ontology annotation, cellular component: nucleosome. The transcript has a single exon. The record is from RefSeq and is a predicted model, not a curated record. Bases 56 to 367 code for a protein of 103 amino acids. Gene Ontology annotation, molecular function: DNA binding; protein heterodimerization activity; structural constituent of chromatin. NCBI's taxonomy places the organism in Eukaryota, Metazoa, Arthropoda, Insecta, Hymenoptera, Cynipidae.
UCAUUCAUUCAUCGUUUUCUUCUGCUUGUGACUGAACGUAGUACUUGCUGCUAAAAUGACAGGUCGUGGAAAGGGAGGUAAAGGACUUGGAAAAGGAGGAGCAAAGCGGCAUCGUAAAGUUCUUCGUGAUAACAUCCAGGGAAUCACGAAGCCUGCAAUUCGUCGUCUUGCCCGUCGUGGAGGCGUAAAGCGUAUUUCUGGCUUGAUCUACGAAGAAACUCGUGGCGUGUUGAAGGUGUUUCUUGAAAAUGUUAUCCGAGAUGCUGUUACCUAUACUGAGCACGCCAAAAGGAAGACCGUCACAGCCAUGGACGUCGUUUAUGCCUUGAAACGCCAAGGCAGAACUCUUUACGGUUUUGGAGGUUAAAUUUGACAUUUUGUCUACCAUCUACUAAAUACAAUCGGCCCUUUUCAGGG